Molecule: messenger RNA, 2022 nt
Organism: Triticum turgidum subsp. durum (durum wheat)
Lineage: Eukaryota; Viridiplantae; Streptophyta; Magnoliopsida; Poales; Poaceae
Source: the annotation of a GenBank genome assembly
AUGAGUCUAGUUAAGUUGGCCCUUGGUUUUAACAACUUCUCUGGUGCCUUGCCAUCCGGGCUUUGUGCGGGUGGCCAGCUACAACAUUUGACUGCUCCACAAAACAAUUUAGUUGGACCCUUGCCAUCAAGCUUGAUAAGUUGCACAAGCCUGGUUAGGGUUCGACUUGAACAAAAUAACCUUGAAGGAGACAUCACGAAGAUGGGAGCUUAUCCAAAUCUUGUCUAUAUUGACAUCAGUUCAAAUAGAUUAUUUGGUAAAUUAUCUCAUCGUUGGGGUGAGUGUUGCAAUCUUACCGUGCUACGUGCAUCAAACAACAAUAUAACUGGGGCAAUACCAUCAAGCAUAGGGAAAUUGUCUCAGUUGGGGGUACUUGAUGUUUCAUCAAACAAGCUUGAAGGGUAUAUUCCACCAGAAGUCGGCAAUAUAACGAUGUUGUUUAAUGUGAGUCUUUCUGGUAACCUUCUCGAGGGUAAUAUGCCACAAGAGGUUGGAUCACUAAAUAAUCUAGAGUAUCUGGAUUUAUCAUCAAACAACCUAACUGGCCAGAUACCACAACCUCUGGAGCAUUGUUUGAAGCUUCACUUUCUAAAGUUAAGCCAUAAACGGCUCAAUGGCACCAUUCCCGUGGAAUUAGGGAUGCUGGUAAACCUAAAAGAUUUGCUGGAUCUAAGUGACAAUUUGAUUGAUGGCGCUAUUCCAAGCCUGUUAGGUGGUCUUAGUAUGCUUGAAGCCUUGAAUCUUUCUCACAAUGCACUGAAUGGCAGCAUUCCACAAUCAUUUCUGGCCAUGACUGGUCUCCAAUCCAUGGAUGUUUCAUACAACAAAUUAGAAGGUUCAGUGCCGCAAACUAGAUUCUAUGAAGAAGCUCCAAUCAAAUGGUUCUGGCAUAAUGAAAAGUUGUGUGGUGUUGUCAAAGGUUUGACCCCUUGUGAUCUUCCUCAAGGUAGGGGACAACAAACGAAGCAUGGAGCUAUUUUGCUAGCUAUAAUAUCCGCUAUAGUAUUUGCUGUGAUUGUCACGGCACUAGUAACAUGGCAGUGCAAAAAGAAUAAAUGCAAGGCAGAAACUGCAAAUGAAGUACAACAAACCAAGAUGUUUGCCAUCUGGAACUUUGAUGGGGAAGAUGUGUACAAGAAAAUUGUUGAUGCCACAAAUAAUUUCAGCGACACUCAUUGCAUUGGAACUGGAGGGACAGGAUCUGUCUAUAGAGCUCAGUUACCAACAGGUGAAUUGUUUGCAAUAAAGAAGAUCCAUAUGAUGGAAGAUGAUGAUCAAUUUAACCGUGAAAUAUAUGCGUUGAUGCAUAUUCGACAUCGCAACAUUGUAAAGUUAUUUGGUUACUGCUCCGCUGCUCAGCGAAGAUUUCUUGUGUAUGAAUACAUGGAUAGAGGAAGCUUAGCAACAUCCUUGAAUGAUAAGGAAAGUGUAGUUGAAUUGGAUUGGACGAGGAGGUUAAAUAUUGUUCGGGAUGUUGCUCAUGCCUUGUCUUACAUACAUCACGAUUGCUUCCCGCCGAUUGUCCACAGAGAUAUAACAAGCAACAACAUUUUGCUUGAUACAGAGUUUAAAGCCUGCAUCUCGGAUUUUGGUACAUCGAAGAUACUAGAUGUGGAUGCAUCGAACUGCACAAGACUUGCCGGGACAAAAGGAUAUCUUGCCCCAGAGCUUGCAUACACAACAAGGGUGACAGAGAAGUGUGACGUUUAUAGCUUUGGAGUGUUGGUUCUAGAGUUGUUCAUGGGACAUCAUCCAGGUGAUUUCCUUUCAUCCAUGGAUAACAACAACAGGGGUACACUACUUGAGAACUUGCUGGACACCCGGCUCCCGCACCCUGAAGCCAAGAUCGGGAGUGAAAUAUUCCAGGUAGCCAUCGUCGCUGUUCGGUGCAUAAACCCUGAUCCAGCACACCGUCCAACAAUGCAGCAAGUACUCAAGAAAUUCUCAACAUAUGAACAAACAUGUUCUAAUGAUCUUGAUUAUCUCCAUACAGCGAUUGUCAUCCCUGCCUGCUGGUCAUAA